UUCGGGUAGGUUCGCAGCUCGUGAAAGACAGUGCACUUUGAGAAAGCCCAUCGUAGGCUGUCUCGACGUGUAUGUUUUGAACGAUUCGCAACAUGUUAAUGAGUUUUUACCAGAUUUUAAUUAAAAAUUCAUGCAGCGUGUUCAGUAUACGAAAGAAAAUUAAUAGUGCAAGACAUUUACCCUCUUGAUUAAGUAUUUUCGUUAGUAUCAAUUGUGCAAUAAGGAAAGUGAAGAACGAUGCCAGGCAAAGGAGGCAGGAGACGAAAAUCCGGUCAUGGUGGAAAGAGAGCUGAGUUAACAUCUGAUGAAGAUUCUAUCAAUAACGAUGCAUGUAGCGUGUCCAGCAGUCAAUCUGACAAUCGCAGCAUGUUAGAUGAUGUGAACGACAACGAGGUUGAUGAAUUUACACAGCAAGAAGCAUUCGAAGAAAAACUGAAGGGAGCAAUCGAUGGUCUAACACAGAAGAGCGCAAAAGGCAGAACAAUCUGUUUCAAUGGAAUGGAGAAAAUAUUUGCUAUCAAGUAUAUUCCAGACUUUGUAGAAGAUAGGAAAAUGACCAUCACAGAUUCAAUAGAGCGAGGUUUGAAAAAGGGCCGUAGCGAAGAACAAUCUACAGCAGCCAGAUUAAGUACUUUGCUUUGUGUUCAACUGGGAGCUUUCGAAAGUGCAGAAGUAGUUUGUCGAGAUUUAAAGAGUACUUUGACUUUUAUUGCCAGUGACACCACAGCUUCUACACAAGCACGUUCAGAGUGUUGUUGGGCUCUGAGCAUGAAUCAAUUUUUAUCAGGCAAUGACGCGACCGCUACUAUUGAAAUCAUGCAAUUGCUAUCUAGUAUUUUUUCUGGUUCUUAUCUAAAAGGGAAUGGUGCUAUAGCAACUAUUUCUUCGGAGGUCGCAGCAUUACACGCUGCUGCUAUUUCAUCAUGGACGCUUCUUUUAACAAUAAUGGCACCAGCUGAUAUAUACAAUUUGCUUGCGAGUGAUAAAAUCAAUAGCUACAUGCCGUCCUUGAAUAAAUUGCGCGAGUUAUUGAAAUCACCACAUUUGGACAUAAGGUUGUCGGCUGGAGAGGCUCUAGCUAUAAUAUUCGAGCUUGGUCGUGAUUUUUCUGACGACUAUGAGCAAGAUUGGUCAUUGGAUUUAAUCGAGAUAUUAAAAGAUCUGGCUACGGAUUCGAAUAAGUACAGAGCAAAAAAAGAUCGUAAGCAACAGAGAGCUAAUUUCAGAGAUAUACUUCGCUACAUAGAGGAGGACAUUGUACCAGAAAUGCAUGUAAAAUUUGGCCAAGAAAUCCUAUAUUUGGAAGGAUGGUGUGCACGAACUCAGUACAACGCGUGUUGUAGAUUGCUUGGUCCGGGUAUAAAUAUUCAUCUUGCAGAAAAUCAUCUCCUGCGCGAAAUUUUUCAUCUUGGUAACAAAGUUUUACCAGUAUCACUGAAUCAGAAGACGACUAAAUUGGAAAGGACGAUUCCACGUUUCAAGAAUCUUCAGAGAAUAUGACGGACCUGGUAAAACAACUGUCGAUAUCAUUAAUGUUGAUAAAACUUCAGAAUUAAGUAAUACAAAACAAAGGACUAGAAUAAAAUCAUGUCUACCGAUAGGAUUUACUUUAAAUGAUGAAUCGUUAUUAUUGGGCCCCAUUGCAGUUUUAAAUGGAACAGUUUUCUCUUGGAAUGUUGGUUCUACAAAUGACAUAAAUGAAGAAACUUUAUCCUUGUUCACUGUUUUAUAUCCAGUUUUGGAUAUUCUGGUUUUAGGCCUUCAAACUAAGUGUGAAUAUAAUAGAAUUUGUGAAAUAAAAAAGAUAUUGCACAAGUACAAGAUCAAAUCUGAGAUAGCCGAAGUACAACAAGCUUGUGGAAUAUACAAUUUUCUAACAAAUGAUGGAAGAUACGUCGCGGCAGGUUUAAUUCCUCCAAUAUCUGAAGGAUUUAAUGUUGAUCGAAGAUUAUCCAUAAAAGAUCCUGAACUAUUUAACAAACAUGAAAAAAUUGGUAAAAAGAAACGUGAGGAACAAAGAGCAAAAGAGCAAGAUGAAAAGAAAACAAAUUUUAUACCGAAUACUGCAGAACGAUUAUCAUACACAACAAUAUCUGAGGGAUUAGUGGUAUUAGGAUGCAUUUUUGAAAUAACGGAGUACGAUUUGAUGAUAUCUUUACCAGGUGGUUUAAUAGGACGUGCACAAAUUACAGACAUUAGUGAAUGUUACACAAAUUUGUUGCAAAAUUUGAUCAAGUCAGAGGAUUCUAAAACAAGCGAAAUUAAAUCUCUUUUAGAGUUAUAUAGCUGUGGGGAUUAUGUUAUAUGUUACAUAAAAACUAUACAACCACAAGAGAAAUUUCAAAUUGGAAUAUCUCUUGAACCUAAAUUGAUAAAUCAAAAUUUAGAUAUUGUACAUUUAGAUAAUGGUUCAAAAAUAGUGUGCACCAUUAAUAGCAUAGAAGAUCAUGGUUAUAUAGUAGAUACUGGUUUAGCAAAUGUGAGAGCGUUUAUUCCUACUAAGGAAAGUAAACAACUUCUAUGUUAUGUUAAAAAUGUUGAAGCUAAUGAGAAUACGUCAACAAUUACAUUAACUCCAAAACAAAAGCUUCUUAACACUGUUCAUGAAAUCGAAAUUAGAUCAUUGGACAGCUUGAUACCAGGCACAAGAUAUAAUCUUUCCAUAAAGAAAGUUUUGUCUAAUGGUUUAUGUGUCUCGUUAGGUGAAAACAAUAUAGGAUUCAUAAAUCAACUAUAUUUAGAUAAACCUUUGUUCAAAUACUCAGACAGUUUGAAAAUUACUGGUAAAUUUAGGGACAAUACUAUUAAGCCUGGUGAUAUUAUAGAAGAAAGUACUGCUUUAUUUAGAGAAUUUGGUGGAAUAGUGUUACAAUUAACUAAAAGUGGAACACGAGGAUUUAUUUCCUUGAAGAGGACGAACAUCGAGUAUGAUAAAAUCAUUGAAAAAUUCGCACCUGGUACUAUACAUAAAUGCAGAGUAUUAUCAUACAGUUGGAUAGAUGGAAUUUAUAUUUGUACAAUGCAGCAUUCGCUGUUGGUGCAAAAGUAUUUUUCACUGUCUGAUUUCAAACCAGGUGACGUGGUGAACGUAAAAAUUACAAAUAUUGAUAAAGACACCGGUUUCGUCAAUGUACAAGUUGGUAAAUUUAAUGGACAAAUUACAUCAGAGCACAUAUCUGAUAAAGGUUUAAGCGCCUUGAAAAAACUGAAAAUCAAUAAAAAAGUAGAAGCAAGAGUCUUGUCUGUUCAUACUAGUUGGAAACGGGUAUAUUUCACUUUAAAGAGGUCUUUGAUAACGAGUAAUUUGCCCGUUUUGGCAAAUAUACAAGACGCGAAAGUUGGAUUGAAACACCACGGGACAAUCAUUCAAAUACAUAAACAUGGUAUACUGGUAAAAUUUUUUGGAGAUGUCAAAGGUUUGAUUCCACAUACUAAUCUCGAUACUGAAACAUCUGACGUGAAUUGGAACUAUUCAGUUGGACAAACCAUUUUGGUAAAAAUUGAAGUGGUAGACAAAAAUUCGAGAAAGAUAACUUUGAGUAUGGCUGAUAAAGAUGUAAAAAUUGAAAAAAUAUCAUUUGACAUUGGCGAAGAAGUAGAAGGAACUAUAAUAGAGUCAUCCUCUCACGGAGUAUAUUUAAGAAUCAGUAAAAAUAAUGAACAGACAGUUAGUACAGGAUUUUUACCAGCUGGUCAUAUGUCACCUUGUAUGGAAACUGCAACUCUUCUAGCAUCGAAAUGUAUUCCUGGCGAUACGCUUUCGGCUUUAGUAUUUACUACAAUGCCUGGUUUAAUUCUAACUAGGACAUUUCUACCACAAGAAAGAUAUAGGAAUUUUGAAAAACUAAAAGUAGGAGACUGUAUACCUUGUUCAAUUAAAGAUAUGGAAUCGGAUGGCAUGAGAGUCAUUUUACCAAUUGCAGGAUGUACAUCGUUUGGAUAUAUAUCUUAUAGUAACAUUAGUAAUUUUAAUCUACUGCACGUAAAUCAAAUUUUAUUUGCGAAGAUAGUUUCUAUUAAUAAGAAAGAGCAGCAAUUAAGAUUAACGUUGUCAUUGAAGAAAAUAUAUGAUAGUUUAUCUAGCCUUAAAAAUAGAAUGGUGACAUCAGUAGAUACACUAAUUUUAUAUUUUAAUAAAUUACUAGAACUUUCAAGAAAUCCAUACUACGAAAACAGACCAAUUACGUCUGUAAAAUUGGGACAGAGAGUUACAGGGAAGAUUGAAAAGGUCACUGCUGCUGGUUUGGUUGUACGAUUAAAGAAUAACUUACUGGGCAUAGUAUCUAAGGAUCAUUACUUUGAAAAUAAAAAAAUAGGAGACAAAAUUUCUGGAACGAUUAUAUGGAAAAAUUACUUGCACGAACUUGUUGAAUUGACUACAUUACCGUCAAUAAUGCACAAAAUAAGUGGAAAACAAAACAAGCAAAUACACUUUCCUGAUGGCAAAUCGUUACGCGGUAGAAUCUUGUUGGUGACAAAUUGGUUUGUUUUAAUAUUGUUACAUGGCGUUGGUAAAGGAACUUUGGCUGCAAUGCCUGCACGUCGUCAUAUAAAUGAUAUACAGCCAGACUUAACACCUUAUGUUGUUCAUUCUAAAAUCAAAUGUUACACCCUAUUAAAUUCCAACGAAUCUGAUAUUAUGCCUAUUUGUAUGGUAAAAUCUGCGUUCGAACAGAAAUACUGUGUACAAAAAAAAUCAGCUGAUAAUAACUUGAAACGAAAGAAAUACAUUGAAGAAAAUAUGAUACCCGCAAAAAAAAUAAAAACUUAG
Heterotrigona itama is the source of this 4771-nucleotide messenger RNA. Lineage: Eukaryota; Metazoa; Arthropoda; Insecta; Hymenoptera; Apidae. The record is from the annotation of a GenBank genome assembly.